AUGGCCCCUCCCAGUAGCGAAGGGGUCGAAUACUACGACAUUCCCGACUUUUCCUUUUCCAACGGGACGACACUGCACGACGUGCGGGUGGCAUAUCGCAGCUUCAACGCGUCGUCGCGGGCGGGGGUGGUGUUGAUCCCGACGUGCUACGGCGGGCACGUCAACACGACGCUCACCUUCACGUCGGCGCCGCACGACGCGCUGGCGGCGUACCACGUGGUCGUGGUGGCGAUGCUCGGCAACGGCGAGAGCUCGUCGCCGUCGACGAAACCGUUUUUCCCGCUGCCGGGCGAACUGCGCUACCAGGACGUGGUGCGGGCGCAGCACGCGCUGCUGACGGCGCACCUGAAGGUCACGUCGCUCGAGGCCGUGGUCGGGUUCAGCAUGGGCGGCCAGCAGGCGUACCACUGGGCCGUCAUGUACCCGGGGUUCGUGAAGCGGGUCGUGCCCAUCUGCUCGUCGGCUCGGACGAGCCUGCACAACUACGCAUUCCUCGAGGGGCCCGUGGCCGCGCUGACCAACGCCAUCGACUACGUCGCCUGGAAGGCCAUGAGGACCAAGCUCGCCAACGGCGAGGACGUCGGCGCCAACCUGCGCGAGCUCACGCCGAAACACGGCCUGCGCGCCUUCGCGAGGGCCUACGCCGCCUGGCUGACGAGCACCCGCUGGUUCCGCGACCGCGAGUUCAGAAACGCGGGCGUCUUCGCCGCGGACUCGGUCGAGGACUGGUUGGCCAAGAGGGAGGAGUCGAUGUUGUCGUGGGACGCCGACGACCUGCUUGUCCUCGCGAGGAUGUGGCAGAUGGGUGACGUGGGGUUGGUCGUGCCCGAGUCAGACUCAGACUCGACGACGACGACGACGACGACGAAACUCAGCCAGCUCGGUGGCGCAGUGCCAGACGAUGACUUGUACGUCAAGGCCCUCGAGAGCAUCAAGGCCAAGGUCCUGCUCAUGCCGUGUCGAACGGACCAGUAUUUCCCGCCCGAGGACUCGGAGAUUGAAGUCAAAUAUCUCAAACGUGGAACUCUGGCCGUCAUAGAAUCCACGUGGGGACACACUGCCGGCGGAGGGUUGAAUGCGAAAGACGUCGAGUUUAUGAAUGGCAAGAUAUCGGCAUUCAUCAAGGAAUGA
Messenger RNA from Exophiala spinifera, 1131 nucleotides. RefSeq lists its product as uncharacterized. The record is from RefSeq and is a predicted model, not a curated record. The transcript has a single exon. The coding region runs from base 1 to 1131 and encodes 376 amino acids. Gene Ontology annotation, biological process: biosynthetic process. Lineage: Eukaryota; Fungi; Ascomycota; Eurotiomycetes; Chaetothyriales; Herpotrichiellaceae. Gene Ontology annotation, molecular function: acyltransferase activity, transferring groups other than amino-acyl groups.